This is a messenger RNA of Schistosoma margrebowiei, 2976 nucleotides long. NCBI's taxonomy places the organism in Eukaryota, Metazoa, Platyhelminthes, Trematoda, Strigeidida, Schistosomatidae. The record is from the annotation of a GenBank genome assembly.
GGAGUUUGGUUGCGCGGUUUAUUUUUAUUUGAUCUACUCAUGGACUCCAAGCGCCCUAAAUUAUGUUCUCCGGAAACUGAUAAUGCUGACAAUGAAGUGGAUAUCCUUCAACCUAGAGAAGUUGGAAUCACUACGUUCGUACAACCUUUAGUUCAAGGUUUUGAGGCAACGUUGAAAAAUAGAUGGGAAGACUUCAUUGUCCGUGAAUUUAGAGGUCAAAAUUAUGCAAAGCUUACUGAUUUAGCACCAAUUCCGGAUCCUACACCUGAAGCUUAUGAUUUUAAUAUGGAAAAGAAACUUGAAGUUCAUUUGUCUGGACUUCAAAAUUUGAGCCGUGGUGAUAGUGAAUUAUUAAAAAUUAAAGCCCCAGAUAAUAAAGCAGACAGAACACAGAUCCACCAAGCAAUACGUGCAUUGUUCCCAUCACUUGAAAGCACGACAUCAAAAGACGGCAAUGAAAAUAUGAUUGUUGUACAUCGAAAAGACCAUCCUGAAGCCAAAGGUUCACGACAGUCUAAAAGAAGAGCCAAUGGUAUGUCUAAAAGUGCACCAUACUGCCAUUUUGUACUUUACAAGGAGGGUAAAGACACACUUAGUGCUAUUCAAGUUCUCAGUCGUUUCCUACAUGUUGGACCCAGUAUAUUUUCAUUUGCUGGUACGAAAGAUCGUCGAGCAAUUACCACACAAUUUGUUACAGCGAAAGGUAUAAAUUCGAAAACACUAUCAUUGCUGAAUGCACGGCUUCAUGGCUUACGUUUAGGCAAUUUUUCAUACGUUUCUUCUCCUCUGUUUCUCGGAGAUUUAGAUGGAAAUCAGUUUGUAGUUGUGCUAAGAUCAGUGUGUGCACCAAGAUCCGUCGUUGAAACUGCAGUCGGGACUUGGAAAAACACUGGUUUUGUGAACUAUUACGGUCUUCAAAGAUUUGGGCAUUCUUCCAAAUCCAAAAGUUUCGAAAUUGGAAAAUAUCUUAUUCGUUCGAAGUGGGCGGACGCUAUUGACCUUAUCUUGAAACCAACUUAUGCAGAUUUACCUUUUCUUAGAAAAGUUAAAGAAAAAUUCUUACAAUCCGGUGAUGCAAAGGGUUGUGCUGACGAUUGUCCAUUGGGUAUAGAAAAAACUUUACUGUUAGGUAUUGCGAAGUAUGGCAAAACUUUGAAUGCCAUCCAAAUGCUUCCUCGAAACCUUCGCCAACUCUAUGUACAUAGUUAUCAAUCUUUCUUAUGGAACCAUGUGGCAAGUCUACGUAUGACUCAUCAGAAUCCUGGUGACUUUUUCGCUAAGCCUGGUGAUCUUUAUUAUAAUGAUCAGAAUGUAAUAACUACAGAUAAUUAUGAAGAUGAUAUUAACUUCGACGAAUCUGUGUUAGAGACAGACAACUCUUCAAUAUCAUCGGCGAAUUCCCUCCCAUCAUCUAAAUUAUCAUUCAUACAUCCACUGGUAGUUGGAGAAAAUGAAAAAAUCCCUUUAAAUUCGGUUGUACUUCCUGUUCCUGGUUACGCUGUACAAUAUCCUAAAAAUCAUAGCGCUGAUUGGUAUACCGAAUUACUAAAAGAAGAUUGUUUGACAGUCAAAGAUUUCAGUCAUUCAGUUAAAGAUUUUGCACUCCCUGGUUCUUAUCGGAAAUUAAUUGUUGUCCCGGAAAAAGUUAAAUACGAAUUUCAUGAAUAUUCAAACCCUGAUAUACCUCUAGUGAAGUCUGAUCUUCAGUUACUAAAUGGUACAAUUACUAGUAGUAUUUUAACUCCUGCUUCACAAAAUGAGACACAAAAUAAUGAUAUCUGCUUAGAUAAAGAUGGAAAACAGCAGGCUAUCGUCUUAACGUUUAAUUUACCGAAAUCCAGUUACGCUACCAUGGCAAUACGCGAAUUAACGAAAACUGUUAUAGAGAAGAAAUAGCAUUUUAUGAAUAUUCCUUUCUGAAACUUGAUUACCUAAACCGCAUCCCGUUAAAUUUUGUGUACUUUCCCUUAUUGUUAACAGUUCUCAAUUGCUAUGAUCUAUGUAUAUUCUACUUGGGACAAUUAUCCAAACAGAAUUUACCACUUUGAGUAGCCCAAAAAAUAGUUCCUACAAGAGUCAGUUAAAAACAAGGAAAAUUAAUCAGACAUAAGUUAUUAUUCUAUUGAAGAAGAGUAGGAAUUUUUAAUGACAUAUUGUUUUUUAUGUCUUAUUAAGAAUUACGUAGUCCUUCGCCUACUGGCCUAAAAUCCAAGACGUGAAAGUAAUGAUGAAAGCUCGAAAGUUGAGUGUCGUGUCGGCGAAACUCUCCAUCUACUAAAUGCGUGAUAUACGAAUAACUCUCCUGUUUGUACACUAGCUUUGUACUAAUUAUGAAACUUUAUGAUAAUAGGUCAGCAACAACAUGUGGGAGAGAACAGAACUUCCAACUGAAUUGGAAAUUAGGAAAAGACGCUGGAGGUGGGUAGGACAUACAUAAACUGCAUCACGAUACAAGUGCUUACAUAGAAUGCUGAAGAAAAACGGAAAAUAAAAAGGCCGAAGAGCACUACGUCGGGAAUUGGAAACAGACAACAAAAGGAUGAAUGGCCCAGGACAGAGUUUGAUGGAGAAUACGAAGGGUAACAAGCCUAAGUUAUGAAAAUCGGUAGUAAAUUUCUGAGGGGAAUUUGUGCAGCAUAUUUCAACUGUUGUGUGAUACUUGGUUGAAUCAACCUUUAUUGUUAUGUAGGUACUGCGCUAAUGGUUAAACGAUGCAGCUCAGAAAGCACAGGUCACCAAAAGCUAGUUUCAGCAUCACCUUACAAUUAUCAUCAAGAAUUUUGUAGAACCAUCAAAUUUAUUUUACCUUGCGUCAAAUUGUUUUUGACUAAUUAGUGCGUCCCAAUUAAUUUGCACCUUACAACCCACGGUGUAUGAAAUUUUAAAUACUUUUGGCUCACAUUUGGCCUAUUCGUCGAUUUGUUAUAGCAAGGACAACCAUAUGUACAAGCGCUUAUAAAAGAAUAAAUAUUUUAU